GAGAGAGAGAGAGGGAGAGAGAGAGAGAGAGAGGAUUCCAGCGACAUCUGCAGAUUAAUGUCGGAUAUAAAGCAUGAUGAUUCAUGUGAGGUAUAUUGCUGCGUAAAUAUUGUCAUUCAUGAAACGCAUGCCUCCUCACGUGACAGAUGAAUAUACUUCCCCAUUGAUAUCGAGCACAGAGACUUCCUAAUAUCUGCACACUUGUGUAAAGAUGGAGUUUGUUAAAGAGGAGAGAGAAGCAGAAACAUGCAGCGAGAAAGAGGAAGAACCCGAGGAGCAGAGAGACGUGAUGGAAGAAAAAGGUGAAGGUCAAGAACCGAGUGAGGUGACGGAGAAGCAGCAGAGUCAGGAAAAGUCUUCUAGUUCCUCAGACACUGAAGAGAACGUUUCACAAAAAAGAGCGGAUGCUAAAGGCUCGUUCUGCUGCUCUCAGUGUGGAAAGAGCUUCACUCGUAAAGGACACCUGGAGGUUCACAUGGUGAUCCACACGGGAGAGAGACCAUACACCUGUCCUCAGUGCGCCAAGAGCUUCACCUGCAAAGGAAGCCUGAAGGAUCACUUCAAGAUCCACACCGGAGAGAGACCUUUCAGCUGUCCUCAGUGUGGAAAGAGCUUCACUAACUCAGGAGGACUGAAGAGGCAUGUUCGGAUUCACACCGGAGAGAGGCCUUUCACGUGCCGUCAGUGUGCGAAGAGCUUCCCGAGCUCAGGAGAGCUGAAGAGACACAUACGGAUUCACUCGCGAGAGAGACCUUACAGCUGCCCUCAGUGCGGAAAGAGCUACAAACAGAAGGAGGUUCUGAGGGAACACGCCAAGAUCCACUCGGGAGAGAAGCCUUUCACAUGCAUGCUGUGCAGGAAGAGCUUCACACAACAGAGCACGCUCAAAGUUCACAUGAAGGUCCAUUCAGGAGAGAAGUUACACCAGUGUCCUGAAUGCGGCAGGAGGUUUUCAGAGGCCUGCAAUCUCAAAACUCACCUGCUCUCUCACACCGGAGAAAGACCCUUUCACUGUCAGCGCUGCGAAAAGAAGUUUUUCCUGGCCGUGCACCUCAAAACACACAUGAGGAUCCACGAGGACGAGCGGCGAUACGUGUGUUCAUUCUGCGGGAAGAGCUUUCUGUGGCUGCACGGGUUUAAAGACCAUCAGAAAACUCAUAUGGGCGAGAAACCCUACGAGUGUCUGGACUGUGGGAAGACCUUCGCUAGAGCCGCCGAGCUGAAAGUGCAUGAACGCAUCCACACUGGAGAGAAACCCUACAAGUGUUCCCACUGUGAGAAGAGCUUCACUCAGUCAUCAGGACUGAAAGUGCACGAGAGAGUUCACACCGGAGAGAAACCGUACCUCUGUCCUUCCUGCGGGAAGACAUUCAGCCGAUACGGGAGUCUGGGAAAACAUUUAAAAAAGGCUUGUCCAAAGCUGAAGAAGUGA
This is a messenger RNA of Carassius carassius (crucian carp), 1432 nucleotides long. Its product is annotated as gastrula zinc finger protein XlCGF57.1-like. NCBI's taxonomy places the organism in Eukaryota, Metazoa, Chordata, Actinopteri, Cypriniformes, Cyprinidae. Bases 212 to 1432 code for a protein of 406 amino acids. Gene Ontology annotation, cellular component: nucleus. The record is from RefSeq and is a predicted model, not a curated record. Gene Ontology annotation, biological process: regulation of transcription by RNA polymerase II. Gene Ontology annotation, molecular function: DNA-binding transcription activator activity, RNA polymerase II-specific; RNA polymerase II cis-regulatory region sequence-specific DNA binding. The transcript has 2 exons.